ACAGCGUACUGGAAAAGCGAGCCAAAAUACCACACCUAAAUAACUUAACACAAACACACCCCAAUUUCUCUCUCUUAACUCAAAACUCUGAACUUCCAUUUCGUCUCCUACAAGUCUCUUUCUCGAUUAAUUACUAUCUCUCUCUAUUAUUCAUUCAUUCAUUCCGACCUCGUUUCGUUACUUAGUUGCCUAAAAUUCUUGAAUUGGUCCUUUUUUCUAUUAGUUGCAGCGAACUGGGGGCUCUGUGUCAUCACCAGUCACGUUAUCCUAUGUUUGUGUAUUUGAGUUGCAUGUGGUGGAUUUUCCAUGGAAACAGAGGUUGGAGUUGAGGGGAAUGACGAAGGGAAGUUUGAGGAAUCUACUUAUGGGAAAAGUUACUCUUCUCUGUCUACAACCAAACAGCUCAGUGAUCCUGUUGUAUACAAGCUUGUUCGGGUGGAAGGAGAUGGGAGAUUAGUCCCUGCUACAGAUGAUGAAGUUAUGGAGGUUAAGGGCCUGCUCAUAAAUGAGAAGAGUGAAAUGCAUAUUGUUGCAGACACUGGGCAGGCUGUAGGAUGUAUUUCCAAUGAUGGAUCUUCCUCUGGCAUGCUACUUCAGUUGGAAAGCUCAGAAGGUUUGUCACAAUCUGGGAAUACAAAAGUUGAUCCAGAGAAAUUAAAUGCACGGCUUGAGUACAUCGAGGAGAUGUUGCAAAAGGUGAAAGAGGAAGAGAGGCUCCGCUUAGCAUGUGGAUCUCCUGAUUAUUCUUCUGCUUAUAUCAUUGUAGACAGCCAGUGUUCUGAUCAGCAUGAUAAAUUGCCUGGUAUUGAUGAGAAGCUACAAUCUGAAAUUCCCUUGCAGGAAACUGUCCCUUCCUUGGCACCAAGCUUAAAUGAAAGCCAUGUGCACCAACCUGGGAGCAUUAGGGACUGCUCAGAUCCUCCAGAGAACCAGACAGAAAGCGGAUCUUUCACUUGUGCCUCUGUUACUUCUUCAAAACCUGAUUUUUCAAAGUUAAAGGGGGAAAUAUGCUUGGACAAUUUGUCAAUUAAAGAACUUCAUGAAACUUUCAGAGCAACAUUUGGGCGAGAAACUACUGUCAAGGACAAGCAGUGGCUGAAGAGAAGGAUCACCAUGGGAUUGACCAACUCUUGUGAUGUUUCGGCAACAACUUUCAUAAUCAAAGAUAACAAAUUGGUUAAGAAAGGCAAAGAAGAAGGUUCUGUUAAUGUUGAUGCCUUUGCCAAUGAUCCAGUAACAGGAACAAUAAAUAACAGUCAGGAAGGGACACCAAUUACCCAUGAUAGUCAACUGGAAGAUCAAGUUAUUUCCGACAAGAGAAACCAUAGCAUAGGUGACAAUUCUGGAAGUGAAGAUCAUAAUACAGAGCAGAGAGCUGCGAAACGAGUUAGGAAGCCUACAAGACGAUAUAUUGAAGAACUUUCAGAAGUAGAGUCCAAAGAAUCUGGUGGAAGGUUAAGGACAUCAGUAAAAAGUUCUGGAAUUGGACAGGUGUCCUCAAAAUCUCAUCUUAGGCCUGUUAGAAAUGUCUCUACAGAUGGGAGAACUGUCGUCACAAGGUUGGAUUCCCUUGGAGGAUCUGGGAUUCAGAUUCCAUGUGUUUCUCGGGUACGAAGAAGCCGUCCAAGGAAAAAUUUCAUGGCUCUUCUGAAGUUCAAUCCAAGUAGUGCGGGCAUGACUGCUACACUGGUAAAGAAGGCACUCAGUGCACAUAGUUUUCUGCCAGAUAAUGAUGCUGGGAACAAACUUAUGAAGGCUCAAUCUGCUCCUGCAAAGGUUCAGCAUCAGUUUCUAGGUAUACCAGACAAAGAAAAACCACUCACAGCGGUGGGUGCAGUUGAGCUAGGGCAUCAUAAGAUGCUGAAACAAGUGGAUUCAUCUGGGGAUUCAGAUGAUAAUAUAGUUACUGUGCCUACGUCAAAAGGUGGAAUCAGAAGGAAACAUCAUCGGGCUUGGACACUGUCUGAGGUUAUGAAGCUAGUUGAGGGUGUAUCUAGGUAUGGCGCUGGAAGGUGGUCUGAGAUCAAGCGGCUUGCAUUCGCAUCCUAUUCAUAUCGCACUUCUGUUGAUCUCAAGGACAAAUGGCGAAAUCUACUGAAAGCCAGCUUUGCACAGAUACCUGCAGAUAAAGGGAUAAAUUCUCGGAAAAAUGCUGCUACAAUGCCAAUUCCGGAACCAAUUUUGUUGAGAGUUAGAGAGCUUGCUGAGAUGCAGUCACAGGUUCCACCCAAUAUAAGCACGAGCAAAGUGGCUGGAAGUACUGGAAAUAGUGUACAUGAAAAACAAUCAGGGUACUUGUAACAUUGUAACUAGUGCUAGAUCUUAGAUGUAUAAAUUGCAAAUACACGCACGUCAGUUUGUCAACUUCUUUUAUCCCUGUUCUUUUCGCUGCUGCCUUGCCCUUCCAAGGUGGGAAUCACGGGUAGACUGAUACCUAAACAUACAAAUCAGUUGUGGGAAAUACUUAAUUGACGUAGCCUAGAGAAGAGACAAAGUAGUUAAAGAGAGUGAGUGGAUUAGUGGGAAAAAUAGUUCACUUCAAUAAUGCAUGUUAAUGGAUUUCGAUGGACAA
Jatropha curcas is the source of this 2572-nucleotide messenger RNA. RefSeq lists its product as uncharacterized. The record is from RefSeq and is a predicted model, not a curated record. Lineage: Eukaryota; Viridiplantae; Streptophyta; Magnoliopsida; Malpighiales; Euphorbiaceae.